Molecule: messenger RNA, 1001 nt
Organism: Hyphopichia burtonii NRRL Y-1933
Lineage: Eukaryota; Fungi; Ascomycota; Pichiomycetes; Serinales; Debaryomycetaceae
Exons: 2
Coding region: 49-564 (171 amino acids)
Source: RefSeq, a predicted model, not a curated record
UUCACAGUCAAAUUACCCCAAAACAGUAUCCAUCCAAUCUCCUGAGUAAUGCCUGAUUUCGUGAAGGAAAAUGAACUGGUUAAGUCGGAGGUUGGCGAGCAACCAAGACAAGGAAAAGCAGAUCCAGAAGAGGGUCUUGCUGGGGAAAACGAGGAAAGGAAGACUUUGAGAGAUCAGUUGAAAGAGUCAAGAGAACAAAAAUAUAAAGAGUAUCAGGAAAACCUAGAGUCACGUAAUUCUUCGUACAAGCUAGAUGAAAAAUCUGCAAGAUUUUAUGAUCAAUUGAAAACUAAAGCAAAAGAAGAUGAAAUGAAGGCCAAAGACGAGGAAAAAGAGCAGUUGUCGAGGUACAGGGCCUUGAAAAGAAAUCAGGACCAGCAAAAGCAUCAACCCCCAUUGGCAAAGCCUAUUCUGACUCCAGAGAACACUAAAAUAUCUUUUAAGAAACGUAAGGUAAAGUCUCCUACAAUUGAGUCCGCUGAACCCAACAAUAACAACAAGGACUCCAUUCAAAUAUCCAACCUUCUCAAUGGAUAUAGCUCUAGUGAAAACGAGUCCAGUUAGUCUGAUUAGCCUUAAUGGAAGUAAGGCCGGACCUGGGGUAUGAAAUAUUGAUACGGCGGUCGUGCGAGUGUUAAUAUAUCAUGAAGAGAAAAAUUCUGAAAGAAAAAAAUUUGACUUACUCGGAAUAAGAUCUAAUAGGUUUGAAAAGGUUUAGAGGUCAGCUGCACAAGCCUAGUGAUACGGAGCUCAAUAUGUUUGGAAAUCUUCUCGAAUCGGCAUCAAGAAUAAUAUUUGCCAAAAAGCCGGCCAUGAACGUCUUGCUUCAAACAAGAACUAAGAUCAAAACUAAUAAGUCUGCUGCUAAAAGACUUAUAAGAACAAGUACUGGUCUUAAGGCAAGAUCGGGACAUAGAAAUCAUGGUAAUGGUAAAUUUACUCCUCGUUCCAUGAAUCAUUUCGAUGGUACUCAUUUGAUUUCAGAUAAAGGUCAAAAAGUC